AUGGAUUUGAAUGCUUUACCGAAUGUCUUGCACGACUUCUGCAUCACCUCUGUUAACGUCGACUUAAUCGAGGAACCGAAUACUGGUAUUGUGGCCUACGUCAAAACGUUCGAGGAACCGUGUCGUAUCAACAUCAAACGAGAAGUAGGUGCAGCAGACUUCAACACUCUCAAGUUAAUUGCAACGGCGCUGGUGUCCUUCUUUAACCGUCUGAAUUGGAGCGACGGCACUGACGUAAUUGGAGAACGCCUGACCCAUCUGCUCUUUGCAGACGACAUCGGCAUCUUCACCGAAGGCGCUGCAGAAAUCUAA
This is a messenger RNA of Soboliphyme baturini, 312 nucleotides long. The record is from the annotation of a GenBank genome assembly. Lineage: Eukaryota; Metazoa; Nematoda; Enoplea; Dioctophymatida; Soboliphymatidae.